AUGUGGGGUUAUGUUUCUGGAAUUUCCACGAAACCGAAGAACGAUAAGGAUGACAGCUUUGCAGAACAGUUGGAUCUUUGGGAUGCCAAAAAUUUUAAAAUCAUCACUUGGAUCAACAAUUCGGUUCAACAAUCAAUCGGUAUCCAAUUGGCGAAAUAUGAGACGGCGAAGGAAGUUUGGGAGCACUUGGAAAGGUUGUAUACACAGUCUAAUUUUGCAAAGCAGUAUCAGUUGGAGAUUGACAUUCGGGCGCUUCAACAGAAUAGCAUGAACGUUCAGGAAUUUUAUUCUGCUAUGUCUAAUCGGUGGGAUCAGCUUGCUUUGACUGAAUCAGCAGAGUUACGGGCAUUUGCCCCUUACAUUGCUCGGAGAAACGCACAACGUCUGGUUCAGUUUUUGAUGGCUCUUUGA
Molecule: messenger RNA, 411 nt
Organism: Humulus lupulus (European hop)
Lineage: Eukaryota; Viridiplantae; Streptophyta; Magnoliopsida; Rosales; Cannabaceae
Exons: 1
Coding region: 1-411 (136 amino acids)
Source: RefSeq, a predicted model, not a curated record